Notothenia coriiceps (black rockcod) is the source of this 541-nucleotide messenger RNA. RefSeq names its product nuclear receptor coactivator 2-like. Gene Ontology annotation, cellular component: nucleus. Bases 14 to 505 code for a protein of 163 amino acids. Gene Ontology annotation, biological process: positive regulation of transcription by RNA polymerase II; cellular response to hormone stimulus. Gene Ontology annotation, molecular function: nuclear receptor binding. Lineage: Eukaryota; Metazoa; Chordata; Actinopteri; Perciformes; Nototheniidae. The transcript is spliced from 2 exons. The record is from RefSeq and is a predicted model, not a curated record.
GAACCGUCAGCCGAUGAUGGCUCAGAUGAGCGGCGUCUCGAAUGUGAACCUUCCUCUCAGAGCCAGCAAUCCCAACCAGGGCACCAUCAACGCCCAGAUGUUGGCCCAGCGUCAGCGGGAGUUGCUAAGCAACCACCUGCGCCAGCGGCAACAGCAGCAGCAGAGGAGCCUGGCCAUGAGGGGCCUCUCUCUGCCCCCCAGCAUGAACAACAACAACCCUCGAGGGCCACAUACGGCCCCCCCGCAGUUCCCCUACCCUCCCAGCUACGGUACCAGUACAGGCCUGGCCUCCCCCCCUCUCUCCCCAAACCUCCCCCCCAACCCUCAGCUGCACAUGCAUGGCUCCUCCUCUUCCUCUACCUCCAAUUCCUCUUCCUCCACCUCCGCAUCCUCCUCCUCCCAGAUGAUGAUGGGACAGUAUGGGGCCGUGCUCAGCCCCCAAAUGCAGCACAGUGCCUUUCAGUUUCCCAACUCAGGUACUGAAGACCCCCCUCCCAAGUCCUAGCCUCCCACAUUCUCCAUUCUCCACCCUGCUAGUGUG